CCCUAUCUGGCUUUCCCAAUGGCCAUGCCCCAGACUGGCCACGCCCCGGUUCCCCGGGUCUCGCUCCCACACCAGCUUCGGUGAGCGAGUCCAGAAGGGACGCAGCACAUCAGCUGUCCGCCGGCCCCCGGCCCUCGCCCCGCGCCCAUGGCCGCGCCGAGACCCCACACCUUGCGGGCUGCGCUCUGUGGAGGCUGCUGCUGCCUUUUUCUGUGUGCCCAGCUCGCGGUGGCUGGUAAAGGAGCUCGAGGCUUUGGGCGGGGAGCCUUGAUCCACCUGAACACCUGGCCUGCUGUCCAAGGGGGCUGCAAACAACUGGAGCCCUGUGAGCGGUGUGUGGAGGGGGACAAAGCACACAACCGCUCAAGCUGCGUGUGGCAGCAGUGUCAGCCAGAGGAGCCAGGACACUGUGUGGCCCAUGCUGAGGUGGCCAAAGAGGGUUGCUCUGUCUACAACCGCUCAGAGUCCUGCCCCGCUGCCCACCACCACCCCACCUAUGAACCAAAGACAAUCACAACAGGGAGCCCCACAGUUCCGGAAACCCACAGCCCUGGCUUUGAUGGUGCCAGCUUCAUCGGGGGUGUGGUGCUGGUACUGAGCCUGCAGGCAGUGGCCUUCUUUGUGCUGCGCUUCCUCAAGGCCAAGGACAGCACUUACCAGACACUGUGUUGGCUGGGACCAGGACUCAGCCCGGGCUGUGUCUGGGAUCCCUGCUGAGCCCGUGUCUUUGCCCCCUCAUGCUGCCAGCAGGGAGGAGAACCAGUAGGUGAUGGUCCUGGCGAGUCUUCUGCCUGGCUGCUUGCUCCGUAUGGUUUCCUCAGAAAGGGUGGCUGUGCAAGGCCUGUGUGUGUGUGGGGGGGGGGCUUAAUUAAAGUGUUUGCCCUUCCAGCUGCGCCUGUUCUCUGGGGGUGGGGGUCCUCCCCUGGCUGAGACUGGAUCACCCCCCUAAGUAUCCUCUCUGUGUGGCCUCUGCAGAAUCUGACCCCCUUGGGCCUGGACUCCACACUGAGGGGAAGGAGGAUGCAGAGACUGCCCUCCUGGCCACCUUGUGGGCACUGGGUAGAAGAAGCUUUGGCCACCAUUUUCUGGUCCCUGUGGCUA
Molecule: messenger RNA, 1101 nt
Organism: Heterocephalus glaber (naked mole-rat)
Lineage: Eukaryota; Metazoa; Chordata; Mammalia; Rodentia; Bathyergidae
Gene: Cd164l2
Product: CD164 molecule like 2
Cellular component (GO): cytoplasmic vesicle
Source: RefSeq, a predicted model, not a curated record